CAUGAGCGAGAAGACGAGGAAGAGAAGACGAAGAAGAAGGCGACCAUGUUGAUUUAAAGGAAUAAGAAACACAAUAGAGGCGAUUAAUUUCAACUAAAAUCAAGGAGAAAGGGGAAUUGUAAAGAAAAUAGCUGAUAACCGCAUACUGGGUAUCCCGUAUAAAAUAACAGAGGAACUAAGGUGACAUGUUUUGAGUUGUUGGCUGACUGAGCGGAGGCAGAGGGUCUAUCACAGCCACACUCACACAGUUCACGCGCUGACCCGAGGACCUGUGGUGUCAGGGGAGAACGGGUCGAACACCUGGAGGAGAGAGGAAACGCACACUGAGGACUAAAAAGGGGUGGAAAGCUUUUUGGCUUUGGACUACAUAACCCCCCUUGUGUGUAAACAGAUUUCAGGAUCUUAUUUUUUUUUUUUUCUGGUGUGGACCGACGUAUAUCCACCGGUGGAAAUAAACGGAGAGCGUUAUAGACUAUAUGAUUUUGGGGAAAAACUUGUACAAAGCUGGACAUCCUAUUUCUUCAAGGACAGGGAUAUUGAGCAACUCUAUGGACUCAAGUGAAAAAACAGGAAAUCUUGUUCAAUUUAGAAACAGAAGUUUGAGCAUUGAAAUAAGAUUAUAUUGAAGAAGCUGUUCCCCAAGUUCAGAUUGCCUUAGUUGUUCUAUUUCAGGACUUGAACCGCUUUGAUACUUGUUCACAUAUAAUUUUUCUAUACUGGGAGCAAGUAUAUUCAUGCAUAUGAAUGCAGAUUUCUCUUCAUUUCGAAGAGCUUUUGUGUAAAAACAUUUUUUUGUUGUUGUCGUUGCUGUACGUCAGUCACUCUGUUGUUGAAGGGGACCGAACUGCACGUACAUGUGUAUAUGUAAAUACUAUCAACUGACUUCUGUUGUGAAAGCUUUGGACUUUAAAAGAAUAGAGAAUAUUGUUUGUUAAUGCUUUAUUAAUUUUUUUUUUACUUUUGAAGAGAAUUUUUAAAAAGAAAAACCUAAGAGGCAAAAAUCUAAGACUUUUAAGAGAAAAAAAACAAGAAAAGAACGGAAAAGAGGAACAAUGGCAACGGCUAGAACAGAAAACGUCGGCCCGGUCGUCAUGGGACUGAACAAGCAGAACGGACAGAUCAGAGGACAGACCAAACCAGCUCCAGUCCAGCCAGCACCCACAACUCAAGGAAAGGCUUUGGGUGCACCCCAGAUAGCAGGCGGCGCCCCUCAGGAAGGAGGAGGCAUCAAGUUUGGAGACGACUGGAAAAAGAGCUUAAAGCUCCCUCCCAAAGACAACAGGGUCAAAACCUCAGAUGUCACGUCCACGAAGGGUAACGAGUUUGAAGAUUACUGUCUCAAAAGAGAACUCCUGAUGGGCAUCUUUGAGAUGGGAUGGGAGAAACCUUCUCCUAUUCAGGAGGAGAGUAUUCCCAUCGCUCUGUCUGGACGAGAUAUUCUGGCUCGGGCGAAGAAUGGUACAGGGAAAAGUGGAGCCUAUCUCAUCCCUAUGCUGGAGAGAAUAGACCUGAAAAAGGACCACAUACAGGCACUUGUCAUGGUUCCCACCCGUGAGCUGGCUCUGCAGGUGAGCCAGAUCUCCAUCCAGAUCAGCAAACAUCUGGGAGGAGUCAAAGUCAUGGCAACCACGGGGGGAACCAACCUGCGAGAUGACAUCAUGCGCCUUGACGAGACCGUGCAUGUUGUCAUCGCUACGCCUGGUAGGAUCCUGGACUUGAUAAAAAAGGGAGUGGCAAAGGUGGAUAAAGUCCAGAUGAUGGUGAUGGAUGAGGCGGAUAAACUGCUGUCUCAGGACUUCGUGGUGCUUAUCGAGGAUAUCAUCAGCUUCCUGCCCAAAAACAGGCAGAUCCUGCUCUACUCUGCAACCUUCCCCAUCAGCGUGCAGAAGUUCAUGGCCAAGCACCUUCAGAAACCCUAUGAGAUUAACCUGAUGGAGGAGCUGACUCUGAAGGGCAUUACUCAGUACUACGCCUACGUCACAGAGAGGCAAAAAGUCCACUGCCUCAACACGCUGUUCUCCAGGCUUCAGAUCAACCAGUCUAUUAUCUUCUGUAAUUCCACUCAGAGGGUGGAGCUCUUGGCCAAGAAGAUCACUCAGCUGGGCUACUCCUGCUUCUACAUCCACGCCAAGAUGAUGCAGGAGUACAGAAACCGUGUGUUCCACGACUUCAGAAACGGGCUUUGCAGAAACCUGGUCUGCACUGAUCUCUUCACUCGAGGUAUCGACAUCCAGGCUGUCAAUGUCGUCAUCAACUUCGACUUCCCUAAGAAUGCUGAGACUUACCUUCAUCGCAUCGGAAGAUCAGGGAGGUUUGGUCACCUGGGCCUGGCCAUCAACCUGAUCACGUCAGAGGACCGCUUCAACCUGAAGGCCAUCGAGGACCAGCUGGUGACAGACAUCAAACCCAUCCCCAGCAGCAUCGACAAAAGCCUCUACGUGGCCGAGUUCCACACAUCCGGCGGUGACUGUGACGUGGAGGAGGUGGAGGAGAAACCAAGUCGCCAGAAGGACAGCACCUAAAAAAAAAAAAAAGGACUUUGGGACACACCGGGCUUUUGCACAGACAUCAGCGCUUGCACACAGGCUUCAGGCAACUCUUCAGUUUCACCUUUCUCACUUGUUUUCAGAGCCUUUCAGACGGAUGUUAAGGCUGUUUUAUUUUAUUUUUUCUUUGAUAAUUUUAUUUCGGCUAAUCCUCAAAGAAAGCUGCCUCAUUCCUUUUCAAAGAUUCAGAAAGUUCAACAAUUGUUUUGCACCAAACUCGCAGAAACAGUUUCCUGCUCACGAGCGUCGUGUUCUUGUAUCUGACGGGAAUCAAAGCUGAGUUGAAGCGGUCGUUCUCGGAGACGCUUUUUCUUCUCCAGCAGCGAGGUCGAUCUCUUUUUAUCGUUACAAUGGUGCACCUCCACCAGCCACCGUUCUGUCCACGUACACUGUUGUCGUCACUUAAGUGCCUUACUUACUCCCAUGUGCACUCAUCCAUUCAUCGCCUGCUGUCGUCUGCCGUGCAGCGGAAAACGAGCACAAAUAAUCCGAAUUCAAUAGAAACUCGAGUUUAUUCAAACAUCCAUUAUGCAAGGGAAAAAAGACUGCACACACUCGCUCUUCCUGCUGAGAUGUGUGCAGAGACAUGGCUCAAAUCCUUAAAACCCAUCCUGAAUGUGAACGUUUAUUUUUAAUGUGAACGUUGCAAUAAAAAGGGCAGCUUUAUUUAAAUACUGCGUGACUGUUUUCCCUUUCACUAAAACAUGAGAAUACAAGAAGACUGCUAAAGCCCCCCGCCCCCAUUCAUACUGGUUCAUGGAUGUUAGCCUGCAAACAGCCUCAUGCUGUUACAUUAUGGCUGUCGCUGGUGAGUUCGCCUGCAGACAGCUGCUGUCUGGAGGUAUUUAACAUAAAAAAAAAAUCACAUUGAGCUGGUGAGAACUGUAAAAACAUCGACUUCUAACGCUGGUGAAAGAAUAGUGUCUCCUCUCCUGCAGGCAGCGGGAAUAAUGCAUCAGAGGCGGCUUCAGCUCAGCUUUGAUCGCAGCACAAUCCAGUUUCAGCAGGUCGAAGGAGAAGAGCGUUUGUUGACUUUGGUGCAAAACUAUAGUUUGAAUUUUCUGUUUUUCUUUUCUUACACAGCCGCAACCUUUUUUUGUUUCUUUCUUGAAAUGCAAAGUAGUAAAACAAGAGCAAAAAACUUUAUUUUCAAGCCCCAUCAUGACAAAACUGAAGUUGGUGAAUGUACAAGUUGUCAUUUUGCUCUCUCUAUAGCCCAGUGGUUCAAAGCAGAGCUCUCAAACGUACAUGUAUUGCUGCUGUUGCACAUUUAACUCCCCCCUCUCGCUGAAGUGUCCCAGAUUUAAGAUGAUUUAAUGGACCACAGGGUGAUGCAACCUGCCCCUGUCUAGGAAGAACCACAAUGACUCUCAACUAAUGAGACUAAAAGAGGUGGAGUUACUUUGCAGCAGCAGCAGCGAUACCUUUUAUGUUCCUUCUUUUUCUUUUGUUUUUCUAGCACAGCUUCUUUUUUAUUUCCUGAAUCUAAACAAUGUGAGGAUGAUCUUUUUGAGGGGUGGGGCUCUGUGUUUGAAAGCAAAAUUGUAGCAUCUUUGAACAGGCAGCUGUGACUUCUUUAUUUUGUGUUCCUCCCCUUACAGAGCGUCAAUAACGAUACAAAAAAAAAAGACAUAAAAAAGAAAGUA
Molecule: messenger RNA, 4192 nt
Organism: Notolabrus celidotus (New Zealand spotty)
Lineage: Eukaryota; Metazoa; Chordata; Actinopteri; Labriformes; Labridae
Product: probable ATP-dependent RNA helicase ddx6
Exons: 13
Coding region: 1053-2522 (489 amino acids)
Biological process (GO): cytoplasmic stress granule assembly; P-body assembly
Cellular component (GO): P-body; cytoplasmic stress granule
Molecular function (GO): RNA helicase activity; mRNA binding; ATP binding
Source: RefSeq, a predicted model, not a curated record